This is a messenger RNA of Cryptotermes secundus, 2564 nucleotides long. It is a transcript of the gene Miga, whose product is annotated as mitoguardin. Gene Ontology annotation, biological process: mitochondrial fusion. The transcript is spliced from 11 exons. The record is from RefSeq and is a predicted model, not a curated record. The coding region runs from base 290 to 1858 and encodes 522 amino acids. Lineage: Eukaryota; Metazoa; Arthropoda; Insecta; Blattodea; Kalotermitidae.
UUAGCAACGGCGAGUAAACAGUCGUUGCUAUGUAAGAUCUACAACAAUAUGCGACUAUGGGAAGCACUCAUGGGGGAUCGUGCGCUAGCCAAUCGAAAGAGUAGUUCAGUUAAAGCCAUUGAAUCAAGAUUAAGCAGUGCCUUCCGUGAACUCGGCCACAUGACAGAUGUAGUCUGCUAUAUAUGAAGAUUUCGAUUUCAACUUUUGUGUGAAUGGUACACGUAUAACUUGAAGAUAAAUAAAGUUUUGUGAUUGACAUACAGACUAAAGUUUAACAGAGCUGUCCAUUAUGUCAUUUGGGACUCCACUGAAUCCAGUCAUUACCAACUUGUCGAACUUGAGAAUUCUUAUACCGUUCAGGAACCUGUCGUUGUCAGUACCACAGAAGGUUACUGUGAUAUCGGUGACAGUAGGUUUUGCAUUAAUUGGAUUUCUGGCGCGAUAUCUACGACGCCGAAGAAGGACCGUAAAUCCAGGAAUAUUUAGAAGAGGUGAGAAAAGAAUUGCGCCAUCAUCCCAGGGUACAAGGAGCCCAAACGGAGAUGUGGUAAGCCAACCAGGGGGUGGACGUCGCAGUGCCAGUCCGGGUGUGCGCAGCCUCCAUCGGCAGGGAUCUGUCCAGUCCUCAGUAUCUGGUGCCACCGUACUUCCCCCCUUCCUCUCUGCUGCCGCAGGCGAAGUUGGGACGCAACAGCUCACCCCACAGCAACUCGGCGUCAUGGGGAUGGAGGCCCUCGAGACAGCCAUCAACUACUGGGACGACGCCCUGGCGGCGUAUAAUUCCAUGUCCGGAGGAGGCGCACCCUUGGCCGUCACCAGUAGGGAAGAAGCCGAGUUCUGCAGGGACCUUCAGGGACUUCUGGAAGCUGCGUACAGACUGCAAGACCAAUGCGAGCUCAUGUUUUUGGACCAGCGAUCUGUGCUGUUCCGCACAGACAGCUCCACGCGUCUCCAUGGAGACGCCAGUACGGGAUUUACAUCUUCGCCGGAAUCCUUCGUUUCAGCACAGGACGAGGUGGCAGAUCUCAAGGAAUUUGAAGAAUUUGUCGAUAUCUUUCAUGAUUCAGACAGUCUACGACUUUACCAGUCAGCACUGAAGAAAUUGGAGCAGGAAGGCAUUCCAUACAGGUGUCUGCGCACUCAGAUGGUGCACUGCAGUUCCGAUAUUGAAUUCCUAGGCAAACUUCACUGUAUUCGUCUGGCAUUCCAGUAUCUCUUUAAAGAUAGUGCUACAUGGGUCUGGUUUGCAGAUACUGGGCGUCAGAUGCUGGCGGAUCUCAUUAUCUAUGCUGAGAAGGACCCUAAAGACUUCUUUAUAGCUUAUGAAGAUAUGCUGGACUUCCUCCAAGAUCAAAGCAACUGGGUCAGCAUGGAGCAGGAGUUGAGCUUGAAAGGAGUCAAGGCAAUUACCUUCUAUGAUGUUGUCCUGGAUUAUAUUCUGAUGGAUGCAUUUGAAGACCUUGAAUCUCCGCCGUCCUCAGUAACUGCUGUUGUACAGAAUCGCUGGCUGUCCAAUGGAUUCAAGGAAACGGCCCUGACAACAGCAGUGUGGUCAGUUCUGAAAACCAAGCGACGGAUGCUGAAGUUUCCAUAUGGUUUUAUGUCACACUUUUAUGCCAUCUCUGAACAAAUGUCACCUUUGAUGGCCUGGGGCUUCCUUGGACCUGAUGAAAAUCUAAAGGAUGUCUGCCAGUUCUUCAAAGCUCAAGUAAUGGGAUUUCUGGUUGAUAUCUUCAGUUUCCAGAAGUGUCAUUAUACUAGUGUGGAAGAACUUGCAGCAGACUUACUAACCCAUCUUAAGUCAAGAGUGGAAACAGUGAGCCAAAAAGUGGCAAUACCAAGCAAUGCAAACGUAUGAACAGCAGCUGCUGGUGCUCUGGUGCUAUGUAGAUAAUAGUGUAAAUUCUUGACUGAAAAUAUUAUAUUGAUCUGUACAGUAUUAUUAGUUAACAUGCAUAAUACUAAAUUUUAUUCCUUGCAGAAGAAGACGAAAAAGAAGGGGGAUGAAGAAGUAAAGAUUUGGGGGCUGUUGUCCUUUUAGAGAUAGAUACAAUUAAACAUAGUUCCCCCCUCCCCCAACAGUGCAAUUCCAUUUUUCUUGGUGGGGUGGCAAUAACUGUGAAAUGUGCAACUUUAAGCCUGGCUUAUUAUUGGAGCACCAAAAUGUAAAAUGUAUAUGGUGAAUGAGACUGCGGAAAAAAUUAUUUGAUACUCUUUACAUAAAUAGAUUAAGACAUUGUAAAGGAAGGAACAAUUCCAAAUGCAUAUGUACUUACUUGGAUGUUUUAAAAGAAAUUUACCAUUCCAUUGCAUAUAGAAGUUGAAUGAUUCAAUAAAGUGAAUGUAACUUACUCUGGGAACAAUUUACUUUUACUCUCAUGACUGCAACACAUUGUAUGCAUAUGUAAUUUCAUGAAGUUCAGCUCAGAGAGUACAGUAAUAUAGGAUCUACCAAAAAGAAAACCAGGAUUUCAAACAAAUGCAACUCAGGAGUGAAAACAAAUAUGAUAUUUAAAAGUAUAUAACGUAUGCAGUCUACACAACAAUAUUAUGUUUUCAAAAAA